Messenger RNA from Mandrillus leucophaeus (drill), 7119 nucleotides. RefSeq names its product zonadhesin (gene ZAN). The record is from RefSeq and is a predicted model, not a curated record. Gene Ontology annotation, molecular function: protein binding. Gene Ontology annotation, cellular component: membrane. Lineage: Eukaryota; Metazoa; Chordata; Mammalia; Primates; Cercopithecidae.
AUGGUUCCUCCAGUCUGGACUCUGCUGCUGCUGGUGGGGGCUGCCCAUCUCAGGAGAGAGAAGCCUCCGGACAAGAAGCUGGUUGUUCGCAGCUCUAGGGACAACUACGUCCUCACCCAGUGUGAUUUUGAGGAUGACGCCAAACCCCUCUGUGACUGGUCCCAAGUGUCCGCAGAUGAUGGAGACUGGGUUCGAGCCAGCGGGCCCUCUCCCACCGGCACCACCGGGCCUCCCGGGGGGUACCCCAAUGGAGAGGGCAGCUAUCUGCAUAUGGAAUCCAACAACUUCCACCGUGGGGGUGUGGCCCGCCUGCGCAGCCCCAACCUAUGGGAGCAAGGCCCGCUCUGCGUGAACUUCGCCUACCACAUGUUUGGGCUGUCUUGGGGCGCCCAGCUCAGGCUGCUGUUGCUCUCGGGUGAAGAGGGCCGCCGCCCCCACGUGCUCUGGAAACACCGGAACACCCAGAGACCCUCCUGGAUGCCCACCACUGUCACUGUGCCCGCAGGGUUCACCCUGCCCACCCGGCUGAUGUUUGAGGGAACACGGGGUAGCACUGCCUACCUGGACAUUGCCCUGGAUGCCCUCUCUAUUCGCCGGGGCUCCUGCAAUCGCGUCUGUAUGAUGCAAACAUGCAGCUUUGACAUUCCAAAUGACCUCUGUGACUGGACCUGGAUCCCAACUGCCUCCGGGGCCAAGUGGACUCAGAAGAAAGGGUCGUCGGGAAAGCCAGGCGUGGGGCCUGAUGGCGACUUCUCUAGCCCUGGUAGUGGCCACUACAUGCUCCUGGACCCCAAGAAUGCAAGACCCGGGCAGAAAGCCGUCCUUCUGAGUCCCGUGAGCCCGUCCUCCGGCUGUCUGAGCUUUUCCUUCCACUACGUCCUCCGGGGCCAGUCUCCUGGUGCAGCCCUCCACGUUUAUGCUUCCGUCUUGGGGAGCAUCCGGAAACACACUCUCUUCUCAGGACAACCUGGGCCCAACUGGCAGGCUGUUUCUGUCAAUUACACAGCCGUGGGACGGAUACAGGUACAGAGAAGCAAGGGGUCAGGGGGUCACUAUAUCUACCUUGAGGCUGACAAGUUCUCCCAGGCAGGGCAGUCGGCCAGACUGGUGAGCCGGCCCUUCUGCGCCCCGGGUGACAUCUGCGUGGAGUUCGCGUACCACAUGUAUGGCCUUGGGGAGGGUACUAUGCUCGAACUCCUCCUGGGAAGUCCUGCGGGGAGCCCUCUGAUUCCUCUCUGGAAACGCCUGGGGUCUCAGCGCCCUUACUGGCAGAACGCCUCUGUCACCAUCCCCUCAGGACACCAACAGCCCAUGCAGCUGAUUUUCAAGGCCAUCCGGGGCAGCAACAUGGCCUUUGUGGUUGCUAUGGGUUUCAUCUUGAUCAAUCCUGGGACUUGUCCAGUAAAAAUGCUACCAGAGCUUCCUCCCAUAUCUCCAGUUUCUUCCACUGGCCCUUCUGAAACCACCGGCCUCACAGAAAACCCUACAGUUUCCAUAGAAAAACCCACCGUCACCACAGAAAAGCCCACAGUCCCCAAAGAAAAGCCCACCAUUCCUGCAGAAAAACCCACCAUUCCCACAGAAAAACCCACCAUCCCUACCGAAGAGCCCUCUUUCCCCACAGAAAAACCCACCAUCCCCACAGAAGAGCCCACCAUUCCGACAGAAAAACCCACCAUUUCCACAGAAAAGCCCACUGUCCCUGCAGAAGAGCCCACUACCACCACUGAGGAGACCACCAUCUCCACAGAAGAGGCUGCCAUCCCCACAGAAAAACCCACUGUCCCCAUGGAAAAACCCACUAUCCCCACUGAAGAAACCACCACCUCCAUUGAAGAGACUACCAUCUCCAUAGAAAAACCCACCAUUCCCACGGAAAAAACCACUAUCCCCAUGGGAAAACCCACCAUCCCCACAGAAAAACCCACUAUCCCCACGGAAAAACCCACCAUCCCCACGGAAAAAUCCACCAUCCCCACAGAAAAACCCACCAUCCCCACGGAAAAACCCACCAUCNCCACAGAAAAACCCACCAUCCUCACGGAAAAACCCACCAUCUCCCCAGAAAAACCCACCACCCCCACGGAAAAACCCACCAUUCCCACGGAAAAGCCCACCAUCCCCACGGAGAAACCCACCAUCCCCACGGAAAAAACCACCAUCUCCCCAGAAAAACCCACCAUCCCCACAGAGAAGCUCACAGCCCUGAGGCCACCCCAUCCCAGUCCCACAGCCACUGGGCUGGCAGCCUUGGUGAUGUCUCCACAUGCUCCAAGUGCCGCUAUGACCAGUGUGAUCCUGAGCACUAACACAACCCCCAGACCCAAUACAGAGCGCUGCCCCCCAAAUGCACACUACGAAUCCUGUGCUUGUCCUGCUUCGUGCAAGAGUCCCAGGCCUAGCUGUGGGCCGCUCUGUCGGGGGGGCUGUGUCUGCAACCUUGGCUUUUUGUUUAGUGACAACCACUGCAUCCAGGCCUCUUCCUGCAAUUGCUUCUACAACAACAACUACUAUGAGCCUGGGGCAGAGUGGUUCAGCCCCAACUGCACAGAACGUUGCCGCUGUUGGCCAGGGAGUCGGGUCGAGUGCCAAAUCUCUCAGUGCGGGACACACACUGUGUGCCAGCUUAAGAAUGGCCAGUAUGGAUGCCACCCCUAUGCAGGCACUGCCACCUGCUUGGUCUACGGAGAUCCUCACUAUGUCACCUUUGAUGGGAGGCACUUUGGCUUCAUGGGCAAGUGCUCUUACAUCUUGGCCCAACCCUGUGGCAACUCAACAGACCCAUUCUUCAGGGUGACAGCCAAGAAUGAGGAGCAGGGACAGGAAGGUGUGUCCUGCCUAAGCAAAGUCUACGUGACCCUUCCCGAGACCACCAUCACCCUGCUUAAGGGCAGACGUACUCUGCUCCUCUCCUGUUCCCCCAGCACCUACUCUGGGAAACUCUGUGGUUUGUGUGGAAACUAUGACGGUAACAGUGACAAUGACCAUCUGAAGUCGGACGGCAGUCCAGCAGGAGACAAGGAGGAGCUGGGGAACAGCUGGCAGACGGACCAGGACGAGGACCAGGAGUGUCAGAAGCACCAGGUGGUGAAUCCCCCGUCUUGUGAUUCAUCUCUGCAGAGCAACAUGUCGGGGCCAGGAUUCUGUGGACGGCUGGUCGACACCCGUGGCCCGUUUGAGACAUGCCUGCUGCAUGUGAAGGCCACUUCCUUCUUCGACAGCUGCAUGCUUGAUAUGUGCAGAUUCCAGGGACUGCAGCACCUGCUGUGCACACACAUGUCCACCAUGACCACCACCUGCCAGGACGCAGGCCAUGCUGUGAAGCCCUGGAGGGAACCCCAGUUCUGCCCAAUGGCUUGCCCGCCCAAUAGCAAGUACUCCCUGUGUGCCAAGCCAUGCCCUGACACCUGCCAUUCAGGAUUCACCGGCAUGUUCUGCUCAGACCGGUGCGUGGAGGCCUGUGAAUGCAAUCCAGGCUUCGUCCUCAGUGGCCUCGAGUGCGUACCUCGCUCCCAAUGUGGGUGCCUCCACCCUGCAGGCAGCUACUUCAAGGUAGGGGAGCGGUGGUACAAGCCGGGCUGCAAAGAGCUGUGCGUCUGUGAAAGCAACAACAGAAUUCGCUGCCAGCCCUGGAGGUGUAGGGCCCAGGAGUUCUGUGGACUGCAGGAUAGUAUCUAUGGCUGCCAUGCCCAAGGUGCCGCCACCUGUACGGCCUCGGGCGAUCCCCACUACCUGACCUUCGAUGGCGCCUUGCACCACUUCAUGGGCACCUGCACCUAUGUCCUGACCCGGCCUUGCUGGUCCAGGGCCCAAGACAGCUAUUUUGUUGUGAGCGCCACCAAUGAGAACCGCGGGGGGAACCUGGAGGUCUCCUACAUCAAAGCUGUCCACGUGACGGUCUUUGACCUCAGCAUCUCACUGCUCAGAGGCUGUAAGGUCAUGGUGGGUAUCUUCCUCCUGCCUCCUGAACCCUGAACACCCAGCCUGCUUGCUUCUCUCCUCUGCCCCUCCUUGCCCCCAUGCCCACCUCUCUGGCUCCUUAGAGCACCUGGGAGGCACCUGCAGCUGACCCAGACCCUCCUCCUUGGGGGGGCCCUUUGUUGCCUGUUUUAACGACUCCCUCCUCCAGGGAACUACAACAACAACAGCUUGGACGACAACCAGCGCCCCGACAGAAAGCCUGCGGGCGAUUCCGUGCAGCUGGGGGCAGCCUGGAAGUUACCUGAAUCCUCUGAACCUGGCUGUUUCCUUGUGGGUGGCAAGCCCUCCAGCUGCCAGGAGAACAGCAUGGCAGACGCCUGGAACAAGAACUGUGCGAUCUUAAUAAACCCUCAGGGACCCUUCUCUCAAUGUCACCAGGUGGUGCCUCCCCAGUCCAGCUUUGCCAGUUGCGUGCAUGGCCAGUGUGGGACCAAGGGCGACACCAUGGCCCUGUGCCGCUCCCUGCAGGCUUACGCGUCCCUGUGUGCCCGGGCUGGCCAGGCUCCUGCCUGGCGGAACAGAACUUUCUGCCCUAUGAGGUGCCCACCUGGCAGCAGCUAUAGCCCCUGUGGCAGCCCCUGCCCAGCCACCUGCAGCAGCCUAAACGACCCGAGGGACUGCCCCAAAGCACUGCCCUGUGCUGAGAGCUGCGAAUGUCAGAAAGGCUACAUCUUGAGUGGAACCUCCUGCGUGCCCCUUGGCCAGUGUGGCUGCACCGAGCCAGCGGGCUUCUACCAUCCGGUCAGGGAGCGCUGGUACACAGAGGACACCUGCACCAGGCUCUGCACCUGCUCCAUUCACAACAACAUCACCUGCUUCCAAAGCACCUGUAAACCCAACCAGAUGUGCUGGGCCCUGGAUGGGCUACUCCGUUGUCGGGCCUCAGGUAGGAGGACCACGGUCUGCGGCGUGUGCGGGAACUUCAAUGAUGAGGAAGAGGAUGAACUAAUGAUGCCCAGCGACGAACUAGCACAUAGUGAUAGUGAAUUUGUGAACAGUUGGAAAGAUAAGGACAUUGACCCAAGUUGUCAGAGUCUCCCGGUAGAUGAGCAGCAGAUUCCAGCGGAACAGCAGGAGAACCCGAGUGGAAACUGCAGGGCGGCCGACCUCCGCAGGGCGCGGGAAAAGUGCGAGGCAGCGCUCCGGGCUCCUGUGUGGGCCCAGUGUGCCUCCCGCAUAGACCUCACGCCCUUCCUGGUAGGCUGUACGAACACCCUCUGUGAGUUUGGAGGUCUCCACCAGGCCCUCUGCCAGGCUCUGCAAGCCUUCGGGGCCACCUGCCAGAGCCAGGGCCUCAAGCCCCCACUCUGGAGAAACAGCAGCUUCUGCCCUCUGGAAUGCCCUGCCUACAGCAGCUACACCAACUGCCUUCCCUCCUGCUCACCCUCCUGCUGGGACCUGGAUGGCCGGUGUGAGGGCGCCAAAGUCCCCUCUGCCUGUGCUGAGGGCUGCAUUUGUCAGCCCGGCUAUGUGCUGAGUGAGGACAAGUGUGUCCCCAGAAGUCAGUGCGGCUGCAAGGAUGCCCAUGGUGGCUCCAUCCCUCUGGGCAAGAGCUGGGUCUCCCGUGGUUGCACGGAGAAGUGUGUCUGCACAGGAGGAGCCAUUCAGUGCGGGGACUUCCGAUGCCCCUCUGGGUCCCAUUGCCAGCUCAGUUCCGACAACAGCAACAGCAAUUGUGUCUCGGACAAGUCUGAACAAUGCUCAGUCUACGGGGACCCCCAUUACCUCACAUUUGACGGCUUCAGCUACCGCUUCCGGGGCCGCAUGACCUACGUUCUGAUCAAGACUGUGGAUGUACUGCCUGAGGGGGUGGAGCCCCUCCUUGUGGAGGGACGCAACAAGAUGGAUCCGCCCAGGAGCUCCACCUUCUUGCAAGAAGUGAUUACCACUGUCUAUGGCUAUAAAGUGCAGCUCCAAGCUGGUCUGGAGCUUGUGGUCAACAACCAGAAGAUGGCCGUCCCCUACAGGCCGAAUGAGCACCUGCGGGUCACCCUGCGGGGCCAACGGCUCUACCUGGUCACCGACUUUGAGCUGGUCAUCAGUUUCGGUGGAAGGAAAAAUGCAGUGAUCUCCCUACCCAGCAUGUACGAGGGGCUCGUGCGUGGCCUGUGUGGAAACUACGACAAUAACCGCAAGAAUGACAUGAUGCUGCCCAGUGGCGCCCUGACCCGGAACCUCAACACCUUUGGCGACAGCUGGGAGGUGAAGACCGAGGACGUCCUCCUCCGCUUCCCCAGGGCUAUACCAGUGGAGGAAAGACGAGGGGUGGAACUGGGCCUCCGCGUGUCCGAAUGUAGCCCGGAGCAGUUGGCGAGCAACAGCACCCAGGCCUGUAGGGUGCUGGCAGACCCCCAGGGCCCAUUUGCUGCCUGUCACCAGACAGUGGCCGCAGAGCCCUUCCAGGAGCACUGCGUGCUGGAUCUGUGCUCCACUCAGGACCCAAGAGAGCAAGAGGAGCUGCGCUGCCAGGUCCUCAGUGGCCAUGGAGUGUCCAGCAGGUACUAUGUAUCAGAGCUGUAUGACACCCUGCCCAGCGUCCUGUGCCAACCUGGCGGACCCCGGGGACUGCGAAGGCCCCUGCGUGGAAGGCUGUGCCAGCAUCCCAGGCUAUGCCUACAGCGGCACCCAGAGCCUCCGCUGGCUGACUGUGGCUGCACCAGCAAUGGCAUCUACUACCAGCUGGGCAGCAGCUUUGUGACUGAGGACUGCUCUCAGCGCUGCACCUGUGCCAGCUCACGGAUCCUGCUGUGCGAGCCAUUCAGCUGCAGAGAGGGGGAGGUCUGCACCCUGGGGAACCACACCCGAGGCUGCUUUCCAGAAAGCCCGUGUCUGCGGAACCCCUGUCAGAAUGACGGGCAGUGUCAGGAGCGGGGAGCCACCUUCACCUGCGACUGUGAAGUUGGUUAUGGGGGAGACCUCUGUAUGGAGCCUCGAGAUGUGCCACCUCCCAGAAAGCCAGCAUCUAACCCGGUGGCCGUCCUACUGGGACUGCUGGUGCCUGUGGUGGUCGUAGUACUGGCUGUGACCAGAGAUUGCAUUUAUAGAAUGAGGAGGAAGAGAGAGAAAAUGCAGAGCCAGGAGCCAGACAGACUGGCCAGGCUGGUGGACACAGAUAUUGUUCUGGACUGUGCCAGUUAA